This is a messenger RNA of Phalaenopsis equestris, 1004 nucleotides long. RefSeq names its product tetraspanin-19. The record is from RefSeq and is a predicted model, not a curated record. The coding region runs from base 90 to 752 and encodes 220 amino acids. Lineage: Eukaryota; Viridiplantae; Streptophyta; Magnoliopsida; Asparagales; Orchidaceae. The transcript is spliced from 6 exons.
UAAAGUUCUUCCUUUGUAUUCCGAUUUCUUCUCUCCCUCGCAGCUUGCCGUUUUGCGGUUGACGUCUGGUGUUGUGGGAAAGGGUGGAGAUGGCAGAAUGGGUGAGGGCUUGUGUUCAGCCGACGCUGAAGAUUGUGAAUUCGGUUAUCGGAUUGGUAGGGAUGUCCAUGAUUCUGUACUCUCUCUGGAUGAUUCGCGGUUGGUUCCGGGAAAGGAGCGAGCUUUCCCCGGGCUUCUCUGGUUCGAGCACUCCAUGGUUCAUUUUUUCCUUUCUUGGACUGGGAAUUUUCUUGUGCGCGAUAACUUGCUCAGGACAUAUUGCUGCUGAAACUAUCAAUGGACAUUGCCUUUCUUGUUAUACAGCAUUUGUAUUCUUGCUUCUUUUGCUGGAGGCUGCAAUUACUACAGAUAUAUUUCUGAACAGACAUUGGGAAGCGGAUUUUCCACGUGAUCCAACUGGUAGACUUGAUGAGUUAAAAGAUUUUGUUCAAUCAAAUUUCGAGUUGUGCAAAUUGAUAAGCAUACUUGUUGUGGUUGCACAGGCACUGUCCAUCUUCCUCUCCAUGGUUCUGAGGUCUCUAGGAUCAGACCAUGACUACUAUUAUGACAGUGAUGAUGAUUCUGUGCCCGCAAGGCUUUCUCUUUUGCGAAAGGACGCUCCCAACACUCAUCACAUAGCUAAUGCUACUUUAUUUUUCAAGAAUCACCCUUGGAUUGUUAGAAUUCAUGACAAGAUUAGAAGUAGAAAUUGAUUGAUUUUGGUCGAAUGCAGCAGGCUGCUCUUUUGAUCGCCAGACUCUGCUGCUGCUGAACUGACGGAUGAGUGUUUUAACUAUUGUGUAGAUGCAAGUUUAACAUAGUCAUAAUGAUAAACUAUAUAGUUUAAAGUGUGAUACAUGGUAUAAAUUUAGGCAUGCUGCAUAUAAAUAUAUGGACACCUGAAGUUUGAUGUAAAUUACUUCAUAUUAUGCGUUUAUAUUGUAGUUCAGCAAUGUAUUUAUUUU